Molecule: messenger RNA, 7312 nt
Organism: Glycine soja
Lineage: Eukaryota; Viridiplantae; Streptophyta; Magnoliopsida; Fabales; Fabaceae
Product: methyl-CpG-binding domain-containing protein 9-like
Exons: 12
Coding region: 184-6711 (2175 amino acids)
Cellular component (GO): nucleus
Molecular function (GO): protein binding; DNA binding
Source: RefSeq, a predicted model, not a curated record
UAAGCACGAGGUUAAGGUUUUGCAGUUGUUGAAGUGAAGAAAAAAUAAAAAAGGGGAAUAGAAACUGAGAAAAAGAGUUCGAUCUCUCUUCUUCGCGACAACCUCUUUAAAUUCGCAACAUCGCACAAUGGUUGAAGCUCGAAGCACUAACUCGCCGCUUUGUCACUCUGCGCCGUCUCCCCGAUGAUCAUGGAGCUAUCGGAUUCCACCGGGGCCGACCGCAACCCCAACGCGCCGCCGCCGCACAGCAACCAAAACCAAGACGCGCGUUCCGGUCUCGGAAUCGACCUGAACGAGAUCCCCUCGCCUUCCUCUUCGUUUCCAGAAACCCUACCGGACUCCGUCGCCGUCGACGUCGUCCGCGCAUACCAUGACAACCCAGCUCCGCCGCCGGGUGGCCCCGCCGCCCUCCCUCGCGGUGGCUCCUCUCCCUGCGCCGCCUGCGCCAAGCCUUCCCCCGCCGCCGUGAACCACCACCAACUCGUCGUGUGCGACGGCUGCGAGCGUGACUUCCACCUCUCCUGCGCCGGAAUUCGCGGCGGAGGCCGACAGGCGGCGAACCUCGACGAGUGGGUCUGCGGCGAGUGCGUCGCCGCCGGAGUUAAGAGCAAGCGGUGGCCGUUGGGAGUGAAACAGCUUCUCGAUAUCAAUGCUCCGCCGCCAAGCGACGGCGGCGACGAGGAGGUUCAGGAUUCGAGAAAGCACACUCUGGGUGAUAAUUCUUUUGGUGCCAAUCCAUUUGGUGCCCCAGCGACGAAUUCAAACUUCAACAAUGGGAAUGCUAUUGGCUUCCAAAAGGCAUCUGGAGUUGUGACGCAUGCUGUUAGAGUGGGUUUUGAGGAUAUAACUCAAUUUACUAGAAGCUUUGAGGAGGCUCUUAGAGAUUUUGUAUCUGAACGGCGUGGUGUACUAGAGGAAGGUUGGCGAGUGGAAUUUAGACAAUCAGUGAGCAACUCUGAACUGUAUGCAGUUUACUGUGCACCAGAUGGAAAGAUAUUUGAUUCUGUGUAUGAAGUGGCUUAUUAUUUGGGGCUAGCGCCUCUCCCUUCUUUAGGUGGGCCUCUAUCCAAAAAAAGAAAGUUAACAAGAACUACAGCAGCUAACGGUUCUAUGGAAAAGCGGGGAACCUUGAUGAAUAGUAAUUGUAAGGAUCCUCCUUCUGAUGGUUUAAAUGUGGAAUGUGCUAGUGCUAGGGGGAAUAUCCCAAAACUCUCUGAAAUUGGAGGAAAAGAGGAUUGCCACUCCCGCCCUCAACAAUCUGCUGAUGGACUUCCUCUACAGUUCAAGGAUUUCUUUGUUCUUUCUUUGGGGAAAGUUGAUGCGAGACCUUCAUAUUAUGAUGCUAAUCUUAUCUGUCCUGUAGGUUAUAAAUCUUGUUGGCAUGACAAGAUCACUGGCUCUCUUUUUACAUGUGAAGUUUUGCAGGGUGGUGAUUCUGGACCUAUAUUUAGGAUCCGAAGGUGUUCCUGUUCAGAAUUUCCUGUUCCAGUUGGGUCAACCAUACUCUCAAUGUCAAAACUUUGUCAAGUUGUGAGUCAAACCAAUGAAGAAGGUGAGGGAAAAACUAAUGGUAGUAUGGAUUUAGAUGAUGAUGAAAGUCUCCAAAUGAUGCUUUUAGACCCUUGUGUGCCAAUGGAAAAUGAUAUCCUUAGUUGCUUUCCAAGCUGCUCAACUGAGGAACAUGAUACUCAUACAUCAGAUGUAUUACACCCUGUUGCUAGUUCAGUUCAAGAUAAUGCUAGAAAUUCAUUAGCUGAUAACUUAGGGUUUAAUGAUGAAAUUGGUGAAUUUUUGGUGGAAGAGCGGUCGUCAUUCUCUGCAUGGACAGUUAUUUCUCAAAAGCUGGUUAACGCUUGCAAGGAUAUCUGCAAACAGAAAGGAAAUCUCAAUUUCUAUUGUAACCAUGUUGAUAAAUGGGAUUUAAGGAAUGGAAAAAGUGAUACAUACUUUACUUCGAUGGAUAAAUUUUGUGGUUCUCUUGGUGCAGUUGGAAUCCCAAAUGUAAUUUAUGCAGACAAUGAUGUGGAAGGUAUCUACGAGGCACUGGGAAAAUGGUUGGAGCAGGAUAGAUUUGGAUUAGAUGCUGAAUUUGUGCAAGAAGUAUUGGAACAACUUCCUGGUGUCCAAGACUCUUUGCAGUAUGAACUUUUAAAUACUAGAAAUAAUAGCUCAUCAUUGCCAACAGUAGAAAAUGGUUUCUUAGUGGUUGAAUGGAGAGAUGGAUCAAAAUAUCAGGAAGAAACAGUUCAAGCUUUAUAUGGGAGGUCCAAGAAGGUGACUGAGAAAAGCAUUAAGGAAGGUCGUCAUCCACCACUUGGGAAGCCAGUAUGCUCUAGGGCUCCUGGUGAGCUCAUUGGUGACAUUUUUCAGUCUUGGGAGCUUUUAAAGCGAUUUCAUGAAAUUCUGGACCUGAAAGAGCCAUUGACAUUAGAUGAACUUGAGAAAGAACUCAUUAACCCUUGGUUUGAUGAAUUAGAUUUUCUUGAGAAAUCUGAGAGGGACAUGGAUGAAAGUCAAGUUUUAAUUUCCCAAGGAGCUGAUGGUAAUUGUAGACCAUUGUUGUCCCCAAGAUGUGAAGCUGAUCCAUCAGGUUCCAUAGAAAGUUCUCAUGCGUUUAUUCAAGUGGAAACAGAAGCAAUGAAAGAGGCAGCUCAAGUUAAGUUUGCAUCUUUCACAUAUGCCAGAUGCUUUGGUGUAGCUUUGACCAAGGCUCAUAAUUCAUUGCUAAGAGUGUUAAUAGGUGAAUUGCUGUCAAAGGUGGCUUCCCUGGUAGAUCCAAAUUCUGAACCUGGAGAAUCACGAACAAGACGGGGAAGAAGGAAAGAUAUGGAUAGUGCAGUUCCUGCUAAACGAACCAAGCUCAAUAUGCUUCCUAUUAAUGAAUUGACUUGGCCAGAAUUAGCUCGUAGGUAUAUGUUGGCUUUUUUGUCAAUGGAUGGUAACCUUGAGUCUGUGGAAAUUACUGCUCGCGAAAGUGGUAAAGUAUUUCGUUGCUUACGUGGUGAUGGUGGUUUGCUGUGUGGUUCUCUUACUGGUGUGGCUGGGAUGGAAGCAGAUGCACAGCUGCUUGCAGAGGCUACGAAGAAAAUUUUUGGUUCUUUAAGUAGAGAAAGUGAUGCACUAACCAUGGAAGAAGAAGAGUCUAAUGCAAAGGGUGUUUCUGAAAUUUUUUUGGCAAAUGAUGGUAAUGUUCCUGAAUGGGCACAGAUGCUAGAACCUGUCAGAAAGCUACCAACAAAUGUAGGCACCCGAAUCAGAAAGUGUGUCUAUGAGGCUCUGGAAAAGAAUCCACCAGAAUGGGCAAGGAAAACGCUGGAGCAUUCAAUCAGUAAGGAAGUGUACAAGGGCAAUGCUUCUGGACCAACAAAGAAAGCAGUUCUUUCAGUGUUGGCUAAAGUUGGUGGUGAAGGAUUUCAAUCUAAUCCCAAUAAAGGACAGAAAAAGAAAAUUGUUAUAUCAAUUUCUGACAUUAUCAUGAAACAAUGUCGCAUAGUAUUACGUCGUGCCGCUGCUGCAGAUGAUUCAAAGGUUUUUUGCAAUUUGCUGGGAAGAAAAUUAACAAAUUCUUCAGAUAAUGAUGAUGAGGGGCUUCUUGGAUCUCCAGCCAUGGUAGCCCGUCCUCUUGACUUUCGCACUAUUGACCUAAGAUUAGCUACCGGAGCUUAUGGUGGAUCUCAUGAAGCUUUUCUUGAGGAUGUUCACGAGCUGUGGAACAAUGUCCGUGUUGCUUUUGGGGAUCAACCUGAUUUAAUUGAACUGGCUGAAAAAUUAUCCCUAAACUUUGAAUCAUUAUAUAAUGAGGAGGUUGUCUCGUAUGUCCAAAAAUUUGUGGAGUAUGCUAAAGUGGAAUGCUUAAGUGCAGAAAUGAGAAAGGAAGUUGUUGAUUUUAUUGAGUCAACAAAUGAGAUUCCGAAGGCCCCUUGGGAUGAGGGAGUAUGUAAAGUAUGUGGCAUUGAUAGGGAUGAUGAUAGUGUUCUACUAUGUGAUACUUGUGAUGCUGAGUAUCAUACAUAUUGCUUGAAUCCUCCACUUGCAAGGAUCCCUGAGGGAAACUGGUACUGUCCCUCUUGUGUUGAUGGUAAGCGUGCAACUCAAGAUGUCACAGAACGUACAAAGAUUAUUGGUAAACGUCAAAGUAAAAAGUUUCAGGGAGAAGUCAAUUCUCUAUACUUGGAAUCUCUAACUCAUUUGUCAUCUGUAAUUGAGGAAAAAGAAUACUGGGAGUACAGCGUGGGCGAGAGAACUUUCCUUCUCAAGUUUUUAUGUGAUGAGUUGCUUAACUCUUCCCUGAUUCGCCAGCACCUUGAGCAAUGUGCAGAGUUGUCUGCUGAGUUACAUCAGAAAUUGCGUGCACACUCUGCAGAGUGGAAAAGCCUGAAAACUAGAGAGGAUAUUUUAUCCACAAAAGCUGCAAAAAUGGAUACAUUCUCAGUAAAUACUGCUGGAGAAGUUGGUCUUAAGGAAGGGUUUACUGGUAAAUGCCCGGUCCAGCCACAUACUGCAGUUGACAAUCCUAGUAAUUUUGGGGUAUUUGUUGAUAGUCUGCCUUCAGAAGAGGUUACCAAAGAGAAGUAUAGGUUUGAUAGUGUUGAUAAAAGCAUAUCUGUGACAAAUUCAGAUUCUGAUAGCCAAAAUAUGAAUUCCAUAGAUGUAGAGGGACAAUUUAGAAAUGUCUCUGCUGCUGUGGAGUCUCAAUGUACUGACAAAUCCCCCAAAUCUUUUCCAUCACCAAAUCAUAUGUCUCAAGAAAUAAAUUGUGCUGGUGGAGAAGCUCAUGUCCAGGGUAACCACCAGAAAUGUGAGGGAACGGACAGACCUAUUCCUGUGUCUUACCAGCAAGGAGGAGUGCCUGUUGAUGUUCCUCAGAUUGGCUUGAAUGAGUCAGAACCCUACCACCUUGAGCUCAAUGCCAUCAAACGUGAUAUUUCACUAUUGCAGGACUCCAUAACUAGUGUAGUAUCACAGCUGCUGAAGCUCUCUGUUCGCCGGGAAUUUUUGGGUAUUGAUUCCAUUGGUCAAUUGUACUGGGCUUCGGCUUUGCCUGGAGGACAUUCACGUAUAAUUGUUGAUGCAAGUGCUGCAUUGCUGCAUGGAAGAGGAAUGCCAUUUAGCAGAGACUAUGCAGAGAAGUUUUCUGUUCUGCAGCAUUGUGCACUAUCUGACAAGGAUUCCUCUUUAAUGUCUCAGCCUAGUAAUUCUUUGGGCAAUAGGUCACCGUGGAUUGCUUAUGAAACUGAUGCUGAAAUUGAAGAGCUCUUAGGUUGGCUGGAUUAUAGUGACCCUAAAGAAAGAGAACUGAAAGAUUCCAUUAUGCUGGGCCCAAAAUCAAGAUUCCAAGAGUUCAUUAAUGCACAGACUGAAGAUCAGGGCGAGGACCAAGGGCAUAUUUCUAUGCCAAGAAAUAGAGAGAAAACAGUAUCUAAUUCUCUUGUUACAAAGGCAACUUCCUUGCUGGAAAAGAAAUUUGGUCCCUUCGUUGAGUGGGAUAAUGUUGAAGUGUUGAAGAAGCAAAAUGGAAAGGCCCGAACAACUAAUGAUGAAAAGUUGUAUAGGUGUGAGUGCCUAGAACCCAUAUGGCCUUCUCGGAAACACUGCACAUAUUGUCACAAAACUGUUGUGAGUGAUGUUGAAUUUGAUGGACACAAUGAUGGCAAGUGUAUUGCAGGUCUUCCAGCUGUAGAGAAGAAAAAGGAUAAAAAUGGAUCAUCUAAAGGAAGAGGGAACUUAAAAUGUGAUGCCUCACAUGAGAAAUUCAGAGCUGAUGCUGAAACAGCUGUAACCUCGGUUAGUGGGUCUUCUAAGCUUAGCUCAAGAUUGAUUAAAUUUUCAAAUGAAGAAUCCACAUGCCCAUUUAGUUUUGAAGAUAUAUGUUCCAAGUUUGUGACCAAUGAUUCCAACAAAGAACUUGUCAGAGAAAUAGGUCUUAUUGGUUCAGAUGGUAUCCCAUCCUUAGUUCCUUCUGUAUCUCCUUUUGUUAGUGAAUAUACACUCUCAGCUCAAAAGGAUGAAAGAAUUGUUGGUGGUGUGUCCAAAGCAUCAGAAAGCCAGGUCUCUCAGGGAAACACUGAUGGAGCUGGCACAUGUCUUGACCGUAAAUCAAGCAUUUCUACUGGAAGGUUGGCUGCAAAUGAAAGCAACAAAUCCAACAAAUCAUCCUCGAGAGAACAAAGAGAUGGGAAAUUAUCUUUUUGUAAUCCUGCUUCUGGUAUGGGAGCUGAUGGCUACUGUGUGGUUCCUUCGCCUUCGUUGAGACCAUUAGUUGGAAAAGCUUCUCAUAUUUUGAGGCAGUUGAAGAUAAAUCUACUUGAUAUGGAUGCUGCACUUACGGCAAUUGCUCUAAGACCAUCAAAGGCUGAGUCAGACAGAAGACAGGCUUGGCGUACAUUUGUAAAAUCUGCAAAGACUAUAUAUGAGAUGAUUCAGGCAACAUUUACACUGGAGGAUAUGAUUAAGACAGAGUACUUGAGGAAUGACUGGUGGUACUGGUCAUCAUUCUCAGCUGCUGCCAAAUCUUCUACUUUGCCUUCCCUUGCCCUUCGCAUAUACUCCCUUGAUUUAGCCAUUAUAUAUGAGAAAAUGCCCAAUUCAAGCUUUACUGACAGCUCUGAACCUUCUGCCAUAGUGGAACCAAAACCACCGAUGCAUUUGGAUGCAGAAAAAUCCAAAGCAAGCCGGAAGUCAACCAGAAAAAGGAAGGAAUCAGAUUGUUGAUCUCAUACUUGUGUUCUUGGCUCAGAAAACCUGAUAGCUGAUCAGUUUUAUGUGGUGUGAUGUGAUCAUCCUCUGGUAUAAUUGGGCCAUGGGGCCUACUUAAGGUUAUAAAAUGCGGCAGUCACAGCUGCUGGUGUCUCUUGCGUGCUUGUACAUAUAGGUAAAACUGACCUGCUAACUCAGAUGCUGGUUUUUGGCUAAGCAGAAUUUGUAGGAUUAUCUGCUUUCAGUGGGAGCACCAGUAUGAGGGAAUUGUGAGGAUGCGUCCAAUUUUGAAAUGAUUUCUGCUGCAGCUGUCCAGUUGGCUGCUCCAUAGCGAGAAGUCAUUUUUCAUUUUUCUAGCAGAGUCUGAUCCAUAUAUGUAUACAAAUGGAAUUAUUGUAAAGAAGGAAUAGGAAAAAAGUAGUUAAAAAAGGAAAGGAUGGGAAAGAAGUAAGAAAAUGUUAAGUUGAGCAGUUGUAGGCAAUAUUUCAUUCUUUAUACUUUCUCUGACCCCUAGAAAAGUCCUGCACACGCAUGCCCUUGAUUUUGUUCUUGGGCAUCUGCAGAUGUGUUAGAAUGCAGGGGAAUUAUUGGAAUCAAAGCUUUUUUCCAUCUGCUU